This is a messenger RNA of Ipomoea triloba (trilobed morning glory), 1746 nucleotides long. RefSeq names its product glycine-rich cell wall structural protein. The transcript is spliced from 3 exons. NCBI's taxonomy places the organism in Eukaryota, Viridiplantae, Streptophyta, Magnoliopsida, Solanales, Convolvulaceae. Bases 145 to 1518 code for a protein of 457 amino acids. The record is from RefSeq and is a predicted model, not a curated record.
UGAGGGAAUUUAAUGCUAUAUGUCUACUAGUUGAAUACGAAACAGUGAGAUAUGCAGUAUAUAAAGGGCAUUGGCUUUGUAGCAUUUUAGUCAGUGCAAUAGCCUGAAGCUUGUAGGGCAAGCAAUUCAAAACAUUCCUUGAGAAUGGCAGGUGGAGUGAGGGUUUGUAUUUUAUCAUUGCUUUGUUUUCAUGUUUUUGUGGGAAGUGUGGUUUUUGCUAGAAAUGUGAAAGAUGAUGAUGAGAAGUUUGGGUUGAUUGGUAAGAGCGGCGGAUUUGGGGGUGGGUAUGGUGGUGGCGGAGGAUUUGGUGGAGGAGCUGGUGGUGGGGGAGGAUUUGGAGGAGGGGGUGGUGGCGGAGGAGGGUUUGGAGGGGGUGGUGGUUAUGGUGGAGGAGGUGGUGUCGGCGGAGGGUUUGGAAAGGGGGGUGGAAUAGGUGGGGGUAUUGGUAAAGGUGGUGGAUUUGGGGGUGGUGUAGGCGGUGGAUUUGGCAAGGGUGGAGGCAUUGGUAAAGGUGGAGGAAUUGGAGGAGGCAUCGGUAAAGGUGGAGGUGUUGGUGGUGGAUUUGGUAAGGGUGGAGGAAUUGGAGGAGGCAUCGGUAAAGGUGGAGGUGCUGGUGGUGGAUUUGGUAAGGGUGGAGGAAUUGGGGGAGGCAUCGGUAAAGGUGGAGGUGUUGGCGGUGGAAUUGGCAAGGGUGGAGGAAUUGGAGGAGGAAUCGGUAAAGGUGGAGGUGUUGGUGGUGGAUUUGGCAAGGGUGGAGGAAUUGGAGGAGGCAUUGGUAAAGGUGGAGGUGUUGGUGGUGGAUUUGGCAAGGGUGGAGGAAUUGGAGGAGGCAUUGGUAAAGGUGGAGGUGUUGGUGGUGGAUUUGGCAAGGGUGGAGGAAUUGGAGGAGGCAUUGGUAAAGGUGGAGGUGUUGGUGGUGGAUUUGGCAGGGGUGGAGGAAUUGGAGGAGGCAUUGGUAAAGGUGGAGGUGUUGGUGGUGGAUUUGGCAAGGGUGGAGGAAUUGGAGGAGGCAUUGGUAAAGGUGGAGGUGGAGGUGGAGGAAUCGGCAGAGGUAUUGGUAAAGGAGGAGGCAUUGGAGGUGGAAUUGGGAAAGGUGGUGGUGUUGGGGGAGGAGUUGGUGGUGGAUUUGGAAAAGGUGGAGGAAUUGGCGGAGGUAUUGGUAAAGGUGGAGGUGUUGGAGGUGGAAUUGGGAAUGGUGGUGGUGUUGGGGGAGGAGUUGGUGGUGGAGCAGGUGGAGGUGCAGGUGGAGGAUUUGGAAAAGGUGGUGGAAUUGGUGGAGGAGGUGGUGCAGGUGGUGGUGCAGGUGGAGGAUUUGGUGGAGGUGCAGGUGGAGGAUUUGGAAAAGGUGGCGGAAUUGGUGGAGGAGGAGGAUUUGGGAAAGGCGGUGGGAUCGGAGGUGGGGUUGGAGGAGGUAGUGGUGGUGGCUUUGGAGGUGGAUUUGGUGGAGGAGCAGGAGGUGGAGGUGGAGGUGGAGGCGGAUUCGGUGGUGGAGGCGGUGGUGGAAUCGGUCAUCACUAGGUUUUCCAAUUCUUUUCUUAUGCUAUUUCUACCAUGCACAAUGGCUUAUUGGCAUAGUGGCUACAUGGAACUACAUUUUCCGUUUUCUUAUAUUUAAAUACUAGACCACAAGCAUUUGUAAUCUCACUAUUAUUGUCAACUAAAUAAAAGUAAUAUGUGAUAUACUAUUAUACAUUGUAUAACUAAAAUGAAUAUUGAAAUAUAAUUAAAAGAACGUUAGUUUUUGCA